This is a messenger RNA of Nycticebus coucang (slow loris), 5892 nucleotides long. It is a transcript of the gene WASHC4, whose product is annotated as WASH complex subunit 4. The record is from RefSeq and is a predicted model, not a curated record. Gene Ontology annotation, biological process: endosome organization; endosomal transport. The coding region runs from base 82 to 3624 and encodes 1180 amino acids. Gene Ontology annotation, cellular component: WASH complex; endosome. NCBI's taxonomy places the organism in Eukaryota, Metazoa, Chordata, Mammalia, Primates, Lorisidae. The transcript has 33 exons.
CGUGCCGCGGCAGCCGCUGGGGUGAGGCCACCGUCGCGGCACUGGCUGGUUGAGACUGUGGCUGUGGGAGGUGCCGGGGUGAUGGCGGUGGAGACGCUGUCCCCGGACUGGGAGUUUGACCGCGUUGACGACGGCUCUCAGAAAAUUCAUGCUGAAGUUCAACUUAAGAAUUAUGGGAAAUUUCUUGAGGAGUAUACAUCUCAGUUGAGAAGAAUUGAGGAUGCGCUGGACGACUCUAUUGGAGAUGUUUGGGAUUUCAAUCUUGAUCCUAUAGCAUUGAAGCUUUUGCCUUAUGAGCAGUCUUCCCUUUUGGAACUCAUAAAGACUGAAAACAAGGUCUUGAACAAAGUCAUCACUGUUUAUGCUGCACUUUGUUGUGAAAUCAAGAAAUUAAAAUAUGAGGCUGAAACCAAAUUUUACAAUGGUCUCUUGUUUUAUGGAGAAGGAGCUACAGAUUCCAGCAUGGUGGAAGGCGAUUGCCAAAUUCAAAUGGGGAGAUUUAUUUCAUUCUUACAGGAACUGUCUUGUUUUGUUACCAGGUGCUAUGAAGUGGUCAUGAAUGUGGUCCAUCAGUUGGCUGCCCUCUAUAUCAGUAACAAAAUUGCCCCCAAAAUUAUAGAGACAACUGGAGUUCAUUUUCAGACUAUGUAUGAGCACUUGGGAGAACUGCUUACAGUUUUACUCACCCUGGAUGAAAUUAUUGAUAAUCAUAUCACACUGAAAGACCACUGGACUAUGUAUAAAAGGUUACUGAAAUCUGUCCAUCAUAAUCCUUCAAAAUUUGGAAUUCAGGAAGAAAAACUAAAACCAUUUGAAAAGUUCUUACUGAAGCUAGAAGGGCAGUUACUUGAUGGAAUGAUAUUCCAGGCUUGUAUAGAACAGCAGUUUGAUUCUCUCAAUGGAGGAGUAUCUGUGUCAAAAAAUAGCACUUUUGCUGAGGAAUUUGCACAUAGUAUUCGCUCGAUUUUUGCAAAUGUAGAAGCCAAACUUGGAGAACCUUCUGAAAUCGACCAGAGAGACAAAUAUGUUGGAAUUUGUGGACUCUUUGUAUUGCACUUUCAAAUUUUUCGAACUGUUGAUAAAAAGUUUUAUAAGUCUUUGUUGGAUAUUUGUAAGAAGGUACCAGCCAUCACUCUAACUGCUAAUAUUAUUUGGUUUCCUGAUAAUUUUCUGAUCCAGAAAAUACCAGCAGCUGCCAAACUUCUAGACAGAAAAAGUCUUCAAGCCAUUAAGAUACACAGGGAUACUUUCCUACAACAGAAAGCUCAAUCACUUACCAAAGAUGUACAGUCUUACUACGUCUUUGUGAGCUCAUGGAUGAUGAAAAUGGAAUCUAUUUUAUCUAAGGAACAGAGAAUGGAUAAAUUUGCUGAAGACCUAACCAAUAGAUGUAAUGUUUUUAUACAGGGCUUCUUAUACGCAUAUGGUAUUAGUACCAUUAUUAAAACAACAAUGAAUCUCUAUAUGUCCAUGCAAAAGCCAAUGACCAAGACCUCAGUUAAGGCAUUGUGCAGGCUCGUUGAACUUCUCAAGGCAAUAGAGCAUAUGUUCUACAGAAGAAGCAUGGUUGUGGCUGAUUCAGUUUCACAUAUAACACAGCACCUGCAGCAUCAGGCUCUUAAUUCUAUUUCUGUGGCCAAGAAAAGAGUAAUUUCUGACAAAAAAUACAGUGAACAGCGUCUUGAUGUGCUCUCUGCUCUAGUAUUAGCUGAAAACACACUGAAUGGACCAAGCACAAAGCAACGACGACUUAUUGUUUCUUUGGCAUUAAGCGUUGGGACACAAAUGAAAACAUUUAAAGAUGAAGAACUCUUUCCUCUUCAAGUAGUCAUGAAAAAACUGGAUCUUAUCAGUGAACUUAGAGAACGAGUCCAAACACAAUGUGAUUGUUGUUUUUUAUACUGGCAUCGAGCUGUCUUCCCAAUUUACUUAGAUGAUGUGUAUGAAAAUGCUGUCGAUGCAGCCAGAUUACAUUAUAUGUUCUGUGCUUUACGAGACUGUGUACCUGCUAUGAUGCAUUCAAGGCAUUUAGAGUCCUAUGAGAUACUUCUGGAUUGCUAUGACAAGGAAAUUAUGGAAAUUUUAAAUGAGCAUUUGCUGGACAAAUUGUGCAAAGAAAUAGAGAAGGAUCUGCGACUUUCUGUGCAUACUCAUCUAAAGCUGGAUGACCGAAACCCUUUCAAAGUUGGCAUGAAAGACCUGGCCCUUUUUUUCUCUCUGAAUCCAAUUCGAUUUUUCAAUCGUUUUAUUGACAUUCGAGCUUAUGUAACUCACUAUCUAGACAAGACUUUCUACAAUCUAACAACAGUAGCUCUUCAUGACUGGGCCACUUAUAGUGAAAUGAGAAAUUUGGCUACUCAGCGUUAUGGAUUAGUUAUGACAGAGGCACAUCUUCCUAGUCAGACUUUGGAACAGGGCCUUGAUGUUUUGGAAAUUAUGAGAAACAUUCAUAUAUUUGUGUCUCGAUACCUCUAUAAUCUCAACAAUCAGAUUUUCAUUGAACGAACAAGCAAUAACAAACAUUUGAAUACUAUUAACAUUCGGCAUAUUGCUAAUUCAAUUCGAACACAUGGCACAGGAAUCAUGAAUACAACAGUUAAUUUCACCUACCAGUUUUUGAAAAAGAAGUUUUAUAUAUUUAGUCAGUUUAUGUAUGAUGAACAUAUCAAAUCCAGAUUGAUAAAAGAUAUUCGGUUUUUCAGGGAAAUCAAGGACCAAAAUGAUCAUAAGUAUCCUUUUGAUAGAGCAGAAAAAUUCAAUAGAGGCAUCAGAAAACUUGGAAUAACACCAGAGGGACAGAGCUAUCUUGAUCAGUUCAGGCAACUCAUUAGCCAGAUUGGUAAUGCUAUGGGCUAUGUACGAAUGAUAAGAUCUGGUGGCCUUCAUUGUAGCAGCAAUGCCAUUAGAUUUGUGCCUGAUCUUGAAGAUAUUGUAAAUUUUGAAGAACUAGUAAAAGAAGAAGGUCUUGCAGAAGAAACAUUAAAAGCAGCAAGGCAUUUGGAUUCAGUCCUCAGUGAUCACACACGAAAUUCUGCAGAAGGCACAGAAUAUUUCAAAAUGCUUGUAGAUGUUUUUGCUCCAGAAUUUCGAAGGCCAAAGAACAUACAUCUCCGAAAUUUCUAUAUCAUUGUUCCCCCUCUGACCCUCAACUUUGUAGAGCAUUCCAUUAGUUGCAAGGAGAAAUUGAAUAAAAAAAAUAAAAUUGGGGCUGCCUUUACUGAUGAUGGCUUCGCCAUGGUUUUGCUAAUGACUAUAGGUGUGGCUUACAUUCUAAAGCUUUUGGAUCAGUACCAGGAGUUUGACUCACUUCACUGGUUCCAGUCUGUUAGAGAGAAAUACCUGAAGGAGAUAAGGGCAGUUGCUAAGCAACAGAAUGUGCAGUCAACUAGUCAAGAUGAGAAACUGCUGCAAACCAUGAAUCUCACCCAGAAGCGACUGGAUGUCUAUCUACAGGAAUUUGAAUUGCUAUAUUUCUCACUGAGCAGUGCAAGAAUUUUCUUCAGAGCAGACAAGACUGCAGCUGAAGAAAACCAAGAAAAGAAAGAGAAAGAAGAAACUAAAACAAGCAAUGGAGACCUGUCUGACAGCACUGCAUCUGCUGAUCCUGUUGUGAAAUGGUGCUGAUGGUAUGCUGUGCCUACAUGAAAUCAUCAGAAUUGUGAUUAAAACUUUUGUCAAUGAAAUGGAUUUCAUAAGCUGUUGAUGAAUUCUUUCCUGGGUCACAUCUCUGGAAUAUAUGUAUGUACUUAGAUAUUUCAACUCUUCAAGGCAGUGCUCUAAAGUUAAGUCCAUUCUGUUUCCAAAGGCUCUACUUUUCAACAGUUGAGAAUGAGAUUUUAAAUUCAGUUUUUGCCUGGACUUUAGGCUAGGGGACAUUUCUAUGAACAGUUAUUUGAAAGGAAGUUACAGAAGGGGAAAUCCAGAUUCGUAAACUAUCACCUCAGGUCUCUUGUAAUUUACAUGAGUGGUGGUAAGUUUUAUUUGCGUAGGUCUUUGACUCCUGUUUAUCUCAAGUCUUUGGACUUUGAGAUAAAGUCCUGUUUGAUUCCUGUUUAUCUCAAGUGCAUAUACCAUAUACAGCCAGUAAAUAUGUGCUUAAGAAAGGAAUUGAGCCUGAGGUUUAUGAAGCAUACUUAUCAAUAUUCUCACAAAAAGACUAUAUGAAGAUGGCUUUGAUACUACAUGUGAGACACGGGUGUGUUGUACCCUUUGUGUACAGUAUAACUGAUGAUCAUUUACUCACUGUUAAUUUCAUGUGACUCACAAGAGCUGCUGAUGUCUUUGAUAAGACAUUUUAUAACUAGUUUACAUUGCUUUGAGAACAUUUAACCUCCAACAACUGCUUUAAAUUUAAGAUUACUUAAUACUCAAAGAAAAUUCAGAUAAAGCCAUAGAGUCCUGUUUGAAACUCCAUUUCUUUUCUGGUUGGUUGAAGGGACUGUACAUGAUACCAGGAAAAAAAAAAAAAAAUUAUUCCCACAUCCAAACUCAGGUUUCUUCUACAUUGGGUUGAACUGAAAUCUUGGAGAUGGUUUGGGCAGACUUUUUCUUUAUAUCAAGUAUAAUUUAAGACAUCAGAUUAAAUAAUAAUUGUACUAUUCAGGCUUUAAAAAAAAUUACCACUGUGAGAAUAAAGCUCUUAUAAUAUGAAUCACUUACUGAUUUAAAAAGUACAGAAAGAUUUUGAGUAAAUUUAGCUCCUAGCAAGCUAUUAGCUUUAUUUUUGUAAAGGUAUGUCAGUUAUUAGUUAAAUAAUUAAUCUUUUAAAAAAUAUAAUGAUACCUUUACAAUGAAUACAAGAGUUUACAACUUGAACUCUAAUACAAACAUCAUUUUGGGAAAUGCUUGAUUUUUCUAUUGCACUUCCCCACUAAACAUUUCUUUGGAUAAAUCCUACGAGUAAUUCUAACAUCGUUCUUCCAUUCUGCUUUUGGAAUGGGUAUAUGAUACCCUGUCUCUCCUUGUUGGUUAGAGUCAGGGUAACCUUCCCAGCCUGUGAUAAACACUUUCACUGUUAAAAGUCAGAAGAAGCAGAAUAUGUAGGAAAUGUUUUUUGUUUAUUAUGUAAACAUGGCUUACAGGCUUACAGACUUACGGGCAAUGAAUGGAUUAAAGGCAAUUAAUAUUUGUAAUUCAUACUAACUGUAGAAAUGGCCCUAAAGCAUGCUGCAUAAUUAAUAAUUUAUAUUUUCAUUAUUGUAAAUGUUUAUAUUAAUGAUCUUGCAUUUGAUUAUAUCAAAUUAGUCACUAUUUCAUAGCAACAGCAUUGUUUUCUCUGUUUUUCUAACUUCCCUGAAAUCUGCUUUAAUAGGGAUAGAAAUUGUGAUUAAAAGAGAAUCGAAUGUUUUCCAUUCAUUGUCCCCACACAUGUAAAUUAAUUAUUUAUCAGUACUAGAUAGUCACAUGCUGACUCUCUGGAUAUCUAGAAUUGAGAAGAGAGUGAUGGAUUAUUAUUUUGCCAUUAGUUCAAAAUAAUAUCACUACUGUCUGGAUAAGUUAUAAAUUCAUAUAUUUGAAAUAAGAUCUUAGAAACGAUUAAGUACUUAAAUGGUAUUAAACCACAGAGCAACAGGGCUUCAGUGUAUUCCUACCUAAGUGCAGACAUGCAUUUGGAUGAUGGUUUUCCUUGCUAACAUAUUAAUGUUAAUAUUUUAAUUUUUUUCAAACAUACUAUAAUUUAAAAAUUGUAAGCAUUUGUUAAGUUCACAGAAAAUUUAAUGAUGUUCAAAUUCUCAGGAAUUAAGGACUAACCAUAACAUUGUCAGCUCAAAUUAAAUUUUGUAAAAGAUGACAAGUUUGUUACCUCACUUGAGUGGGGCUUUCCCCUCCCCCCCAGUUCUGAGAGAAUACAGUAUGUAUAAUAAAAUGUUAAUAAAUAUAAUUUCAAAAUUU